Molecule: messenger RNA, 2238 nt
Organism: Cladocopium goreaui
Lineage: Eukaryota; Dinophyceae; Suessiales; Symbiodiniaceae
Source: the annotation of a GenBank genome assembly
AUGUCCCUCGCUACCUGGAACCACAUCGUUUCACAACAAGGUCCUCUGAAGUGUCAAAAGAAAAAACCGGGCAAAGAGUUCAUUUUGGAUCAUUCCCAAUUGAUGGUGAAAGACUCUGAGCGAAAAGACCGAUGCACCCUUUCCAAUGACCUCCAAAUUUUCCAAGCAUUAACGAGGAGGUCUUUGGCAUGUGACCUCAUGGGUGUGUGCUCCUUCAAGACCAUGGAGCGAUGGCAUCGCUUUUUGAUGGACGCAACACAAGUUUCAGCCCCUGGCGGAUACAAGGCGCCCACAACAGAGCAGAUUCUCAGGGCUGACCGAGCCGCUGGGGUUCGCAUGGCAGAAGGGGUGUCCUCUUUGAAGCGCCGAGCUGACGGAGUUCUGCCACUUGACGUGGCCCUGGAUGCUUUGAGAACUGACCCCACUGUGGUGUUUCACAUGGCGCCACUGCCCAUGCAGACCAACACAAAGCCGGACAAGAAUCAUGACAAGCCGGGUGGCCCCAAGCAACCCCCGAAAAAGGAUCAGCCAUCCAACAAGACCUCGAAGGGUGGCAAGGGCAAGGGCAAAGGCCCGGGAAAAACUGCCCGUGGUCGAAUGCCUCAAGAGUUAGUGGGGUUACACCAGAACCUCAAAAAUGGCAAGAGGAUAUGCUACAAUUUCAACCUCGACAAAGGGUGUGCCUAUGCAGAAGCAGGAAAGGACUGCAUGAAGGGUGGCCACUAUUGCAUGCGAUGCCUGGGGACCCAUCCAGCAUACGAGAGAAUGGGACUGGCACAAUCCAUAGGCAUCGAUGCCCCUGUCACCAAACAAGUCAAGUCUCCUGUCAUACAAAUCAACCUUGCAGAAGAAGCUGGCCAAGCUGUUUUAUGGCGUAUUUUACGCAAUGACAACGUUGUCGCAGUGCAUAUGGGUCUUCCUUGCGGCUUCGAGCCGAGCCAGGGAAAUCAAGCACAAACGGCGGUACAACCCGCCACCACUGCGUUCCACGACACACCCAGAUGGACUGCCUACAUUGACAGGCCUGGGCCAAUUGUGUUUGCAGAUGCUUUCUUGCCCUUGGCUAAGCGCAUCAAACUUCCCUAUCAAGUUGGGGAGAAAGCGGAGUUUGACAGGUGGGAGACGGUCUAUGGAAUUUCGUGGGCCCCACAAGCAUUCGUUGAAAGAGCGGCAGGGCGAUCACACCCUGGCCAUUUCCUUGACGGUGUGCACCCGGUCCUCAAGAACAUGUCCGACAGUGGAGCCAACAAAUCGCCUUCGUGCAGAGCCAGAGAGCGGUCUGAACAGAUGAGGAAAUGGAUAACCAAGGCCACUGAACUGACGAAGAGCAUGGAGGACGGUAAAGAUGAUUCGCCCUACCAUGCCAAGGUCAUCCUGGCCAAGAAAAACUUGAGACUGUUUGAAGAGAUGAUUAGUGCCUUUGAAUCUCCAGACCUUGGACUGGCAAAAGACAUUGCCCAGGGCUUCAACCUGAUGGGCAACAUACCGACUGGUUCAAUUUACCCAGUCAAACCAUCCUAUGCCACGCUCUUGCCAGAGCAAGUCAGGGGCAUGGCUGAUUUGGCCAGGCCAGCAAUUUGGGAAGCCGCCAAAAAGAUCGUGGAUCCAGAGAUUGCUGCCGAGGUGUAUCGCAUCACGCUUGAAGAGAGAGACAAGGGCUGGCUACGACGCCCAUUUGCACCUCAAGAUCUCCCCAAGGAGGCAAUCUUAACCAGAAGGUUUGGGGUGAAGCAGUCGUCCACCUUGUCGGACGGAAACCGUACAAUGAAGGUGAGGCCAACCGAUGAUUUCUCAGAAAGUUUGGUGAACUCUACAAACUCCUGUGCGGAGUCGAUCCAACCAAUGGCCGCGGACUCCAUCCUUGCAACGAUGGUAUAUAGAGAUCGCGCAUGGGGGCAUGAAAAACUCACUGGAAAGACGAUUGACCUGCGAAAAGCCUACAAGAACCUUCCGCUGGCUGCUGAAGCCCUUGGAGACGCAUAUCCUUGUGUCAUGAACCCUGAGACGGGCAAACCUGAGGCAUUUCAGACGCUUGUGCUGCCCUUUGGGGCGAGAGCGGCAGUUAUGGGUUUCUGUAGGACGUCCUAUGCUCUUUGGCGCGUUGGCGUUAGCAUCUUCGGGCUUCUCUGGACUGUCUUAUUUGAUGACUACUUCCUGGUGGCCUCAGAGCUUGAGGAGCGCCAUGUUGACAUGGCACAACGACUCCUGUUCCAAAUCCUAGGAUGGCGGCAGAGUUAG